AUGGAUUGGCUGAAUCAUUUGAAGAAGCCGCAGCUUUAUGCGGUGCUGGCGCAGGCGCUGCUGGGAGCGAGCACGGGGCAUGUGACUGUAGCGAGGGUGCCUAAAGACGGGUGGUUCUGUAGGGAGCAUGGCGUGUGGCAUGCGGCUGGGGAGGAUUGUGAGGGAAGGGAGGGGUUUGGAGGUGUUUCGGGUGGUGGAGGGGGUGGUUCGGGGAGUGGUGAGGGGUUGGGAGGUGUGGAGAGGGAGGGGGGAGAGGGAAGUGUUGGGAGGGGUGGGUUGGGUCCUCGGGCGAGAGAAGGGAUGGGGAACGGUGGGGAUGGGGUUGAGAGUGGUGGGGAGGACAGGCAAAACGGUCAGCUCUCCGGAUCAAGUGGGCAACAGAGAGAAGAUUCUUCAGGUGAAUCUCAGGUGAAUGGUCAGGUGGACACGCAGCAGCCGCUGCUGCAGCAGACUGGAAGGAACACUUGGCAUGAGCUGGAUGAGGCUGACGUGUGGCCACCUCAGCUGGAGAGCCAUGUCAGCUGGGCGUCUGCCAGCGUGGCUGCCGCUGACGUGGACACCCUUGCGAGUGUUGGGAGUGACAGCAGCAGUGAGACUGGCAGCACGCACGGCCGCGGCGGAGGGGAGAACCUCAGAAGCAUGGGUGGUGGAGGUGGGGCUAUGGGUGGCGUUGGGGGCGCUGAUACAUUUGCUGCUGCCGCUAGUAGGGCGGGGCUGGGUCUCCGUGUUGGACUUGUGGCAGCAGCAGGCGCAGGGGGAGUGGGGGGAGUGGGUGCAACAGGAGGGCCGGUGAUGCGAAGGACGCCGUCGAUUCGAGUGCAGAACCUGGUGUCGUGGGAAGAGACCCCCCAUGAAGGCCUGCCGGAGCACGGGGCUGGGGGUGCUGCAGUGAUGGGAGAUGGAGCAGCGGCAGCGGGUGGGGCAGGGGAAGAGGCGGUGGAAGGGGCUGGGGCAGCAGCAGCUGUGGGGGGAGGGGCAGGGACGGAGGCAGGAGCAGGUGGAGGAGGAGAGAACGGAGGAGGAGGCGGAGGGGGAGGGGGUGGGGUGAACCCAGAGGCUGCUGGAAGGAGGCAGAGGAUGGGAGGGUGGUGGGGAAGGGGAGCGCGAGUGAGUGAGAGAGGAGGAGGUACGGGUGCUGGUGCAGGUGCGGGGGAGGCAGGAACUGGAAUGGGGGAAGCCGGGCAGCAGCAGCAGCAGCAGCAGCAGCAGCAGCAGCAGCAGCAGCAGCCCCCACAACAGCAGCAAUACCAGCAGCAGCCGGAGCAGAGGGAGCGAGCAGGUGGCGGUGGGGAGGAGUGUGUGGAAGCGCGGAUGAACAUGGGCGCGCUGAGCCUGGCGUUUCAGAAGCACCUGGCGCUGCUGGUGCGGGCUGAGAGGACCCGCAGCAGCGAGGCCCUGCGCCUGCUCGUAUGCUCCGAGGCCGUGCCCUCCAUCCUGAGCUGGCUCACCAGCGCUGAGAGGGAGGAUCAGAUGCUGUUGAGGCAGCUGUUGAUGGCAGUGAGAGUGAUGGCCACUUCUUUUAUCAUGUGUACUGUCUUCAUGCUGCAACUCACUAACUCCCACCUUCCGCCCCCUUCCCUCCUUCAGCACAAGGGAGGAUCAGAUGCUGCUGCGGCAGCUGCUAAUGGCCGUGCGACUGGCGGCAAGUGA
Molecule: messenger RNA, 1650 nt
Organism: Closterium sp. Naga37s-1
Lineage: Eukaryota; Viridiplantae; Streptophyta; Zygnematophyceae; Desmidiales; Closteriaceae
Source: the annotation of a GenBank genome assembly